AUGGAGUGGAGGCUCAAGGGGACCGCUGGUAUGUUUAGUACUUUGUCAAGCAAGGAAAAUUACAAAACGGUGCUGGAAGUACGAAAUGCGGUGAAGAAGGCCAUAGGGAUCCCUGAGGAUGGUAUUCUCGACAUCGUCUUAUAUCGCAAUUCCAAUCCACACAAGCCGCUUUCUGAUCUUGAACGUGUAUCUGUGCCUGAGAAAUUUUUGGUUUCUCGCAUGUCCUCUGCACAGGCUAAUCAGAUACUUAUGGAAGCAGCUAAAGAUUUUUCUGGAGAUGAGCAGUCACCAGAUCAAUCACCCUCAACUAAUGACGAUGUAACAGUCCUCACCACUAAUUUGAGUGCCAAUCUUUCGGAGCAGAAAUUUGACAAAAACGACACUAAUAAUAACUUAAAUGGUACAUCAUUUGUUAAUGACGACGAAGAUGUCAAGAUCGCUUCUGCAAUGGCUGCUGGAGGAAUGGAUAUACAAGACACGCUCCAACGCAGAUACUACAGGAACAAAACGUUACAGGACCCAGUUAAAUCACAACAAAAGAUGAACCAAUUACAGCCGGAAGACAAAAGUACAUACAUUUGCCAUAUGUGCGGAAACCCAGGGCACAACAUUAAAGACUGCACCAUCGUUGAUGGUAGGAGGUGUGAGAAGAAGAUCCGUUCGGCCACAGGCAUUCCUGUCAAUUUCUUGAGGUCUAUUAGGCAGGAUGAGAUUCAGAAUUAUAAAGAAGUAUAUAUACUAAAAGAUGGGACAUUUGCAGUGAUGAAGGACAUAUCAACUGUUUCCGGUGAAGCUUAUUUCAACAUAUCUGCUGAAGAAAGGAUUAGUGUCUCGCUUGGGAACCAAGUGAAAAGUCAGUUUAAAUGUCCAAAGUGCGGUAAUUUGUUGGUGGACCCAAUGACUACUCUUUGUUGUGGAGAAACAUUUUGCUCGGUUUGCCUGUUUCAGAACAAAACAAGCACAAUUUUCCCCUGUCCAGGUUGUGCACGGAAGAUUGGUGUUAGAUAUCUCGAACCAAAUGUGGCGUUGCGCGAAGUGCUCAAAAAUUCCCUAGAAAAUGAUAAAUCGGCACAAACAAACCCAAAUAAUCAAAAAAACAAAAUUAAUAACAAAAAUUCCAGAUCAGAUGAUGAAAAUGAACACAUUACCACAAGGCCCUUUAAGGAUAGAAAAGUCAACAAACAUGAUCAUAGCCAUGGCAAUAAUGAAAAUAGUAGAUAUAACAAUAGGUACAAUGACCGUAGCAAGAGCAGAGACUUCAGGAAUGAUAGAGUCGAAAGAUGUGAAAGGGACGAUAAGAGCGAUAGGCACAAUCACCACUACUCGCGUCAACGAGUGCUAGCCUCCGAGUACAUUUCGCACUACCGUAAAGGUGGAUAA
Babesia microti strain RI is the source of this 1380-nucleotide messenger RNA. RefSeq names its product conserved Plasmodium protein, unknown function. Gene Ontology annotation, molecular function: single-stranded DNA binding; ubiquitin protein ligase activity; zinc ion binding. NCBI's taxonomy places the organism in Eukaryota, Apicomplexa, Aconoidasida, Piroplasmida, Babesiidae. The transcript has 2 exons. Bases 1 to 1380 code for a protein of 459 amino acids. Gene Ontology annotation, biological process: DNA damage tolerance; protein monoubiquitination. The record is from RefSeq and is a predicted model, not a curated record.